AUGCAUCCGGAAAGUGGACUGGCACAUAGGCACAACCAUUACAAGAAGUACCUUCGGUGGCUUCAUUCAGUGGCUAGAGUUUCUGUCAAGCCACCACAAUCCACUAAACCUAUAGAAGACCACGUGGACACCGACGAUGAUGAUGACAUCAUCGAUGUGUACGAUGAUAUCACUCGUGGAGGAGUUCAGCCCGAACGGGGCCCUUUGCAGAACUACAUGGCACAACAACUCGGACGCCUCGCUAACGAGGCUGGCGUGGCAAUGGCUCAUGCAAACGAAGGAGACAAUGCCGGGGGGCACUUUAGGGCAUUUGUCGAGAGAGUCCAUCGGAGCUGCAGGCGGAUGGCCGCUAGGCUCAAUUGCAUGGCUCGGCCAGACGAGGCGUUUGGUCCAAAGGCCUCUGGUGCGCGAACUUCAAGUGCACGUGACCCCACUUCCAGCAUACGGACACCGAUUCACUACGGUGCCGCAACCGCUACAACUCCUGGGCAUUCCGGUUCGAGAAGCCGUUCAAGGACCACUUCCAGGACUAGUUCACGUGCCUUGUCAAGGGGCAAAGCUAUCCAGUCAUCCGAAGGCAGUGAAGAGUCCGACUACCAAGGCGACUCAGAAGAUGAGGACCCAAGCUUUCAGGUGCUUAGGAUGUCGCAGAUGUUUGAUGCUCCCCUAGGAACGCAGACUCAGGGUGAAUCGAGUCAGGCACCUCAGGAUGCACCCGCUUCUCCUCCGCGUCGCUGACAAAGGCGUUCUCGUGACCACACCGACGUUGGUAGCACGAACGUGCUCGCAACAGUUCCUGGAAGGCAACGGCGGCCCACCGACCCUUUCAGCCCUGCCGAGCGUGGACGGCGCCGUGGAUGAAGGAGCA
Panicum virgatum (switchgrass) is the source of this 868-nucleotide messenger RNA. RefSeq lists its product as uncharacterized. The record is from RefSeq and is a predicted model, not a curated record. Lineage: Eukaryota; Viridiplantae; Streptophyta; Magnoliopsida; Poales; Poaceae. The coding region runs from base 1 to 738 and encodes 245 amino acids. The transcript has 4 exons.